AUGAUGUUGAUGUCAUUUUUAAAUGGAACGAAAAUAAUAUGGGGAAGAAGAAAAGAAAAGCCGUUCCUGUUGGCCAUUUUUAAAAAUUGGAAAAGUGUUGGGAAAACUUUCACCUCCUCGAGUGCCUACACCUCAAAAGGGAUCUCAGAAAGUGUGAACGGGGAGGACAGGUUCAUCCAGCUGCGGCAUUCGGACAGCCCCACCAGAUACCAAGAAAAUGGAAUAAUGAAGACAAAGAAUUGGCCGAAGAAAAAAAUCUCAAAAAAGAAAAAUGAACUUUAUAUGUUUCUAAAAAAAACAGGCAACAAAAAGGUAGACUUUCACGAGCUAAAUAUUGUACUAACAAAAAAGAUAGGGGAAAUGCAAAACUUUAAUGAAAUAUAUAAGUUGAUUUAUUACAACAAAGACAUUUUAGUCCCCCUAAAUUACGUUGUGUGUGUUUAUAAAAUGUACAAAUUGGCGAAACAGAAAGAGUGCAGAAUAGUGAACUACGAGAUGCACGUAAAUAGCCGUGUCGUUGGUGUAAGCAUAGAAGAGCUGUGUCGGAUGGCCGCCCUGGACCAAGUGAACGACUACGGAGAGAUAAGUCAGAGGGUGGCUAUGCAUGGGGGAGAAAGCACCUCCAUUGGAAGCAGCUAUGGAAGCGGAGAAGGGUGUGAUGUGUCAAAAAGACAGAAACCUCCGUAUAUGAUGAACCCAGAAGAACAACCACGCUAUCUCUACCUCGACUACAAAAACGAAAUAUUACAACACUUGGUGGACCAAAUAAACAAAAAUUAUUUUGUGAAAAAGUUAACCUACCGACACUUAUCAAACUUACUCUUUGCAUUGAUAAACUUAAAAUAUUACGACAUUGCAACCUACGUGAUGUAUGCCAAGCAUAUAAUCAGCAUGUAUGUCCACUUGUCAUCUCAGGCCAUCGCAAAUAUUACCUAUUCGUACGCUUUACUUUUCAGUUUCUACUCAAUCGAUUUUACAAUAUGUUAUAAAAAUUACGUGUACAAAUAUUACAUACCUACGGGGGAAAGUACAUCAGAAACGCUACAACAUGACCCUAUAAACUUGAUGUUCUUGCUCCUCAGUCGGUGGAUGUGCAUGAAGGCUAUCAAGCACUUUAACGCAAAUUGUAAAGGCAAGUACGACGUGGACAGUUUUUAUAAAGGCGUUUUAUCAAACACGGAAGAGUUAAAUGAAAAGGAAAAAAAAUAUCACUUACAAUUUAACGCACAAAAUGACAAAUAUGAAGAGAAGAAUUUUUUUCAAGAAUUUUUUAUCUUCUUAUGGAGCAUGUCCAAAUUAAAAAUUAACAACAUUUACAUCGAUUUGAUGCUCCAUACAAUUCACCAAAAUAGGAAAUAUGUUUUCCCAAAAUUUAACGAAAAGGAUAUAUGUAAUUUUAUACAAUCCGUGUCUACUUACUAUCCGAUGAAAAAAUUAAGUCAAUCGUGUAAGUCUAAUGCGAAUCGUUCUUACGAGGUUUCUCUGGGGAAUGCAGAGUCGUUUAUCCCUUUUGACUAUGAUGCCUUUUUGAGGAGUGCCCUCCUGUGUACCAUCUUCCAUUUGAAAAAAUGUAGUUAUCAACACUACGCGAUUAUUUUCAAGUGCCUUCGAAAUGUGCAAAACAUGGGUAAUACCCAUAACUGCGAGGACGUAACAAUUUGGGAUGAUCCCAUGUCUUGUUCAUUCCCAUGUGGAAACAACAGUGACACUCACUCGACUGAACCAGACCAUCAAUCCCAUUUUUCAUCAAAAAAUUGUUCAACAAAUAAAAAAGGAGAAGAAACACGCCUGUUGUAUUUUUCCAAAGCGAACUCUGUACAAAAUGUUUUAAAAAAGUUAUCAAAAGUUGUUGUAAAAAAUUUACUUACAAAACUUAGGAGCAGAAAUGAUGACAUUCUUUACCAUGUGAACUACUACAAGAGAAGCUCAGCUCUAAACUUACAACACUUGUCUGUAUACCUUUACAAUUUAUCCCUCAUGAAUGAAUUCUACGUGGAAGACAAGGAAAGGAAGGAACUGACCCAACGGCUAAUUUCCAUUUUGGAGACAGGAAUAAAACGUGUGCAUUCCUUUGAUAGCAAGAGCGCACAUGUAAAAUUGGAGGACAAUUUUUUGCAACAGAGUUAUGACAACCUGGUUUGUCUAAGCAAUAUAAACUACGCGUUAAAUAAAAAUAACAUUACCAACGAAUCUUUAGUAAUACACUCAGCAGUACAUUUCUUCAAAAUGUAUCACGUGUUUUACAAUGCGUGCAGAAAUGCGGAAAGGACGGCACCCUUUUUUAACUUUCUUGACAAAAUAAAUGAAAGAGUAUUAUCCAUUUUUAAUUGGACAUUUUCACACACAGGGGUGGCCCUCAUGCCAUUAUUCACUUUAAUUAAUUAUCAUUAUUUAUACCUUUUAUAUGUGAAAGACGCCCCAAAUAUGUUUGUCCUUUUAAAAAAAAUAUUACUACCAAUGACUGUAUACAAUAAUGUCACACUCUACCAGCUGCGCCUCAUUUUGAAGCUUCUAAUAAACUACUAUAUGUCUCACGUUGUCAAUAAAAGGGAAGGUGCUACUAAUUGCUUGGACACUCUGGAUCGUACCCACGAUGAUAUGCUAACUUGCAUGUACAGCUUGUCUUUAGUAAUAGCAAAUAUCUCGCAUAACAUACGGUGUGAGAAAGUCCCCGUGCAAGGGAACACCAAACUGAACAGUGACAAAGGCGAGUACGUCUAUUUUUACAUAAACUUGGCGCACAACUUGUUAAGAAGUUACUUCUACCACUUGUACAGUUUAAAUGCAGAAAAUAUAGAAAAGUACAUUUUGCAGCCCUCCCAAAAUGAAGACAACCUUAUGAAAUUUUACACCUUCUAUUUAUUUGUAAAAAUUAAUAUGAAUAAACAUGUGCAUUAUGAUAGGAAUGUUGUGAAGAAAUUUGUAAGCUCCAGUGCGGUACCCAAAAAAGGGUUUUACUUUUUGGAAAAGUUACUUACUUCCUUUUCAGAGGAGAACAGUGGCAGUUCGGGGCACAGAGAAGGUCGUCGGUAUGGAGAGUCAUUUGCACACACCGAUUUGGCGAUGAUCGAAGGGGCACAAAUGAGGAACAACUCGGGGAAGGAAGCGAUGGACGAAGAGCUAAUUGAAGAGACCCGCACGGUUGGCAAUUACCCGAAUGAAGGGAAUCAUGCUCAAAUGAAGGAAGAUAACAACAGGGAUGUUCUUCCACUGUACGCAAACAAUAUUGGCAACAGAAAUUAUUCCCCCAGGGAAAAUUUUGGCAUUUUUUAUUUAAUACAAAAAAGCAUUCACCCAAAGGAAAUAAAAAUGAAUAAAACAAACUUUCUAUUUUUAAAACAGCCGGAUGUGUCGAAAAUUUUAUUUAACCCACGCAUUGAUAACGACUUGAGAAAAGUGGAGGAGCGAGUCCUUUUAACGUUUAAAAAAAUAGAAAGCUCCAAAUCGCAUAUAAAGAUAUAUAACUAUAUAAAACAUAUUUACGAAAAGAAAAAAAACAGCACACAGAAAACCUUCCCUAUACAAAACGAAUACGUAGUAAAUAAGAACAACGCUCUUUUUGUGGUAGACAUUUAUGAUAAAAACACAAACACGAUAUUUGAAAUCGACGGAAUUAGUCAUUACACAAAACAAUACAUACCAAACAAAUCCCUGGACUCUUUUAGUUUUUUUUACAAUUACAAAUCGUAUUACAUUUUUAAGCACUUAAUUUUAAGGGAAAAUUAUAACAUUGUCCAUCUGCCUUUGCAUGACAGCAAGUUGUGCCGGAGCAUAAUUUGCGACUACUAUAAAGCGACAAGCGAAAAUGGUUAA
Plasmodium fragile is the source of this 3813-nucleotide messenger RNA. RefSeq lists its product as uncharacterized. Bases 1 to 3813 code for a protein of 1270 amino acids. Lineage: Eukaryota; Apicomplexa; Aconoidasida; Haemosporida; Plasmodiidae. The transcript has 2 exons. The record is from RefSeq and is a predicted model, not a curated record.